AGAGAUCUCCCCAGUCUCGGUGGCGUGCUGCCGCGGUUCGCUCUCGCGAGAAGACAGACUGCUGGAGCCGUCCACACGGACUGGUAUAUGAACGCUCCCGUCCCGACGAGAUGGAGACGCGUCUUUUCACCUGCAUCUGAUCGAUCUGUGGAGUCAGCCAAGAUGUGACCGUCACAGCACAGCAUAGUCCAGUGUUAAUAAACACUUGUUUCUAUAGCAACAGAAAGUGUUUCCUGAAAUUGACACGAUGCAGUCAGCUCAGUCUCAAAAGCCAAAGCGUUUCGACGUCAGCAGACGGACCACCGCUGUCGCUGCACGCAAGCCUUAUGGGCUGAAAGAAGAUAAAAACAUGAACACAAUUCCCUCCUCAUCUCCACGGAGGCUCACUAAAGGCCCCACUGCUGCGCCCAGGACUCGGGUCCCAGUGCAACCAAGAGCACCGGUCGGCCAGAGUAGGUUUGGGGCCCAAAAACAGGCUUCUAGUGUCAAGUCAUUCAAACCCAAGCCGAAAAGUACCCGUGCAGCUGUGGUGGCUCCUGUUGCACCUGCACCAGCGCCACCACCGCUUCCCUCCAGUCUACCCCUUGACCCAAAUUGCAAUGAGCCAAGCCUCCCAUGUCUUUGCUGCGAUGGACGUUCUCCGCAGGACAACAAUAGCAUGUUCAACCAUAACCACAACAACAACAACACUAUUUCUCUCAGGCAACAAAUGCAGCUUCCUCCCCCUCCACCAGUGCUGCCACAGAGACAAGAGGUGACAGGAACCAAGAAGCAACUUCCUUCACGGGAACAAGGGCCCAUAGAGGCAGCUGUGUGCCCUGCACUGUUGGGGAAUGAUCAAGAGAAUGUAGCUAGAAGUUCAGAAGUAACUAAGAAAGAUCUUGAGGAUGAUGAAGAGGAAAGCAGUGGUGAUAUCGAUAUUGAUGUGGACGAGGAUGACAAUGAUGAUGAUGAAGAUGAUGACACUCUUGUACCUUCUUGUUGUGACUGCCCUCCAUCGCUUCUAGAGUUCUCGCUGUCCUCCUCCAGCUCCUCUUCCUCUACCUCCAUCAGCUCCUGCUCCGAUCUGGACUCUGACUCUGCUGACCCAUCUGAAUCUCUUUGCUCCUCGUACUGCCAAGACCAUCUGUCCAUUACUAUGUCCCCGAAGGACGACCAUUUCCUACAUUGCACUGAAAGCCGGCCUCCCACUCGCUCACCCCCAUCACUUCCGCUGAACGGGAACCCCUUCUUGACUUCACAGUCUGCUGUUUCCUCCCCAGAUGAGGGUUACCCUUCGGCAUUGGAUUCCCCAUCACCGGAUUAUUUAGGUGUCAAAGAAUCAGAAGUUGCUAGUCUGGGGUUGCUGGACUUCCUGGAGUCAGUCGGAGAGUUUGGGAAAAUGGAACGGUUCAGCCAAGUGAUCCAAGUGGCCCGUUGGGAUUUGGAAGGUGAGCAGCACUGGGACGUUCUGAGAGAUCGUUUAGAUCACCUGGAUCGUUUGGAGAAAGUCAACAGGGAAGUAAAACUUUACUACAUUGCCAAACUCCAUGAGAAAGGAUAUGAUCUGGGCGAUCUGGAUGAGCAGGACCUUUCUGAUGUCUUGGAUGAAAUGGGCAACAUCGAUAUCCCUCUGAAGUUGUAUAAAAACCGUGUUGCUUCAAUGGCCGACUCGCAAGAGUUUUCAGAUGCAGGGGUGGACCUCACUGCCCCUUCAGACAGUGAAGAUCCCCUUGCUCCUGAUUCACUCACCCCUUCACCGGUUGAGCCGCCAUCUAGGCCUCCCAAACCUCCGGUACGACAUGCUAGUGUCAACUCUGACCUCCACACCUACAUCAAUAUCAGCAGAGAGACAGUCUCCAUGGCGGUGACAACCUCUCCGACUUUGACCACAUUUUCCCUGAAUUCCUCUUCGCCAACGUUCUCAACAUUUAGAUGUGAGAAAUCACUUCCUCCAUCUCCACCAUCGAUUCCACCCCUUCCCAGCUCCAAACCUAUCCAAUAUCUGAGCCUGUACACCACAUCCUCUCCUCCUCCGUCCAUACCCACCCCAACACCGCCAAUCCCUCCACCACGAAAGCGACAUCUUGCCAGGAAGGAAGCUCAGCGUCUGGCUGCUCUUCAAGCUGAGCAAGAAAAGACCCCGGUCUCCCUUCCACCUCCGACUACAAGCCCUCCACCAUUACCUCCACCACCAGUCAUCUCAGUCUCCUGCUCCUCAUCUCCCCCGGCCAUUCCACCACCACCUGCCCUUCCUCCUCCCCCCUCUUUCCACGCCUUGGAUGUUGAGAUCCGAAAGUUGCUGAUGCUUGCAGGAUUGACUCAAGCCGAUCUCCUUAAACUUAGCCCUGAACUUGGAGUUUGUGUCACUGGAUUGGAGGAAGAAGCUGAUGAAGAUAAUCAGUUCUCUACUUGCUCAUCAGAGCAAUACAGUUUCAGACUUAAAGAUGAGGUGGCGGAGGAGUCUGAUUCUGAAUUUUCCAUUGGUGAUGGAUGGAGCAAACAGUUGACUGAUCAAAGCGCAGAAAUACCUGUUGAUCCCAGAGGGGGGAAAGUCUUCAGCGAGAGCAAAGACACCCAAAGAAAAACGUCAUUCACAGAGAUCGCAAGGAGAAGGAAGAGGAACAGUGGUGUAACCACUGAUCUAUACUACACCACUGGCACAAGCAAUACUUAUGAAACUAAAGAGACAUUUAACUAUCCAAGUACACCUCCACCCCCACCUCCUCCUCGACCCUUACCCCCAAUCCCUCCAUCUGUGCCAGCCCUCAAAGUCAGCACCCUUUCAGCUAACUCUGCUCGGCCUGAGCGAUUUGAUUGGCUCAUAGCAUUCACACCUGAAGCUGACUCCCAACCAGAGACCACUCAGCCAAAGAUCUGUGACAUUACAAAACCUGAUGAAGAAUCUGUGAAGACAAACACUUCAUCUGGCUCCUCUGCUGGAUCAGCCCCACGAGUCACAACCUUCAAAGAACUGCGCAAUCGCAAUAAAAGCGCUCCUCCACCUACGAAGGUGAUCACUGAUCCGGAGCCGGACCCUACGAUAAUAACACCGGAUCCAGACAUACUGUACAACCUGAAAUGGAGAAGAGAGAAAGCUGGCAGUGAUGGCAGCCAAUGGGAGUAUACGUCUCAAGCUCAGGCCCUCUUCAUGCAACCACCGCCGGCACUGACCUCCAUGGCUGCUCUCAAGGAAAUGCUUCAAAGGGCUGAUCAGGAGGGCGGACAGGCUGAACUCUAUCCAUCACUGAAGAUUGGCUACCCUGUGAAUGACAGCAGAUUUUUGACAACAGACAGAGAGCGUGAAGAAUUGAAGGAGGAACGAGGGAAAGUGAAAGACAAACUGAUUGUGGAGGAGCGAGGACGUGCUGAUGGACGACGCACCACUGAGUCACAAACUACAGUUUCCUCUCCACCACUUUCCCUUUCCCACCGGUCCCAACCCUACUUCCUUCACUCUGACCUGACAACCCAUCAUGGCAGCUUCUGUAGCUCCCCUCCCAGACCACACACCCAUAUUGGACAGGAGACCUCCCCGAGAGCAUCACCUCACAAAGGUGACGGCGUCACUGGGCUUCACUAUGAAUCCUUGGUUCAUUUCAGUGGCAAAUCUCCCAAUAAUGGGAAUAUAUCUCAGCAAUGUAGCGAUAGAGACGUCACUUCUGACUCUCUGUGUAACCUUGACUCACUUUACUGCAGUGAGUCAGAGACACCAACAAAACAGUCUGAUGUCAUAGUGGAUCCCGGCAGCAUCACCCCCUACAAGAACAUUGAUGUCAUGAUGACCACAGAUUCUCUUUAUUCAGGAAGCAGGCUCACGCAUGCCAACUAUGAUAAGAGCAGAGCUCACAAGGAGCUCCCGCCUCUCCCCACCUAUUACCUCUAUCACCCGAAAAACUGCCCUCUGCAUCGGGGCGCCCCACCUCGUCUCUCCCCUAUCGGAGCACUAGCUCCUCCUCAACGCUCAGGGGUGCCCCCUGUAGGCACAGUGGCCUCCUGUUUGAACUCCCCGCUUUUCCCCCGCUCGCACACCUUACCCGCCCUUGCUGCUCCCCUCUACUAUCCAAACCUUUACCCUGCUAUACCACCCAGGGUUCCCCCUCGCCCCCCAAAACUUCAACAGACCACUGUGCAGCCGUCGACUGUUCACAGUGUCUCAUUCACUGGAGCUGCACAAAAGGAUGAACCGUCCUGGAUGGGAGAAGAACCAAUGAGAGGCCUGUCCUCAGUGAGCCUGCGGGAAAAGAAAGCUCUGGUCAGUGCCGUCAGUCAGGCAGUGGAAGCCAUCUUGGCCCAGUUCAGCUCUUCACGGACUGUGGUUCAGAAGGCCUUAUCAGGAGACAGUGCUGUAAAUCCAUCGCUGGGCCGCCUGGUGCUGCAGUGUCUGUGCCCCGCCCUGCACAGGCUGCUGACUGAUGGACUUAAACCCCACCAGAGUGAUCUGAUUGCAGGCAGGCGGCCAAACUCAGCCUGGGGUCUCGUCCAGGCCUCCACCAGACCAGGUCUGAAAACACAAGCCUUGUACAAUCUUCAAAACCGAGUCGGGGAGCUGCCGCAGCUCCGGCAGAGCAAACACAAGUUUAACGCCUUCAUUUUCGGUCUACUGAAUGCCAAGUUGCUGGAUUUUUGGCUGAGUCACCUCCAAACCUGCAUUGAUGUGCUGGACACAUUCUACUACCCCUCCUCCUUCAUGCUCCUGUCGCUGACCGCCUGCCAGCAUGUGUACCAGGAGUUGCUGCUGGUGCUGCAGCCGCUCAGCCUGCUGACCUUCAACCUGGACCUGCUCUUCCAGCAUCACCACCUGGAGACUCACAGCCCACAGAUCCCCAGUCCACCCAGCAGUGGCGCGGGAGUCCAGCAGCCUGCCAGGAAGCUUCACCCUAGACCCUCAGAGAGCAGAUAUUUCGAGAGCCUGUCAGGAGUCGACUUUGGAAAUCCAGAGAAGCAAGACGGUUUGAAUAGUGGAAAAUCCUCUUCAGGUGUUUCAGCAGAUUGGUGCACGGAGACCAGUCCUCAGUUAAUGUGGGUCCAAGAGAAAAGAAUUGCAGAUUUACCUCCACCGAACAUGGAGGAGGACAGUUUAGCUCAGCAGGCGGGACAGGUCAUCCAGCAGGGAUGGGGGGCCAUGAUGCGCUGGGGAGGCAGACUGAGCCAGAACCUGACCGAGCUGAGUCUGUCUGCAGCGAGGAAGGAGGACAUGAAGACAGAUUUGUCGGAGCUUCCAGACCAGGCCGUGAGCGACUUUGCUCCCCUUAACAGCAGUGCUCAGGUUCCCUGGGGUUUGGGACGCCUGUUUGGUGCUUCUAGAUGUCACUCAGCACCCUCUAGACGGCCCUCCCAGUGGUUGGCUCCUGGUGUCACAGCGCUGACUCGGAUCAUGAGCAGCAGCUCCACCCCAGCGCCGAGGAACAAGGACUCUGUGCCACUUGAGAACGUGAAACCAGUGACGGACUCUAAGAUCAACAACGUGGUGAUGGACACAACCAGACCGCUGAGGUCGGUGCGAAUGCUGUGUGACCACAAAGGCUCUGGUGCAGAGCUCAGCUUCAGCAAGGGAGAGGAGCUUGUAGUCUUGGGAGGCAUCGAUCAAGACUGGAUCCGCUGUCGCCAGGGAGACAAAGAGGGCAUGGUACAAAUUGGCUACACUUCCAUCAUCAUGUGACUGAACAGCCGCCGCAUCAAUGAAAACAAAAGUAUCAACGUAUUUUAGGUGACUGUGGAGGUGAAUGUGAAGGCGUCGCUUCUCUAAGGCGGAUGUUUUACACCUGCGUGGUCAGAGUCACAUGCUCUUCACACACCGAUUGGUAGCAUGAAACUCACGUUUGGUUUGGUGCCAGACAACCUCUGAUCACGCAGAGAAAUAUCCCUUUAAAUGCCUGCUGCUUAUCUGAAAGUGAUCAGACAGGAAAUGCUGUGGGAAUAACCACAAGCAGCUCUAUGUGCUUUUAGAUCUGCAGCUGCCAGAUAAGAGCCUUGACAGCCUGGCAGAGGCUAAUAAACCCAUCAGCAGAGAAGAUUCACUGUCAGGCUGUCGAGUGCAGGCGGCAUGUUUAGAGUCCCGGGCCUGAGCUCCAGAUGCGUACUGAGUGGUGAUCUAGUGAACCUUAGCCGUGUAGAUCAGUGUCCGCCCCUCAUUGCCUGGUUCAUGUGUGUUUCUGCUGUAUAAAUAUACAUAAAUACAUAUAUAAAUAGGUAUAUAAAGUCAAAUGGAACAAGGGGGAAAACAAAUGCUUGAUAUCGUUCCAUCACAUGAUGUAUAUCGAGGUGAAAAAAAUGUUUGUUUUCAGUAUGAAAUCCAAUAUCUUCCCACCCAUGUGCUUCAUGUAUUGCAAUUGUACUUAAGUCGUAUCCAUGUAUUUACUCAGAUCGGCCUGAUAUCACGGGGUCAACUGUAUGCAUAGUGAUGUGACGGAAAGCAUCCUCAGAUCAUGAACUAUCUCUAGCUGUUGGCCAUGACGUCAACACAAGAGAGGGAAACCCCACCAAAGUCUCCCAACUAAAUUGGUGUGUAACCCACGGUUCAUCAGCUCAACUAUCUUGACCCUUCCUGCCAUGUUUACUUAUCAUGAUGAUUGAUAUCGUGACAGUGGUGGUAAAGGUGAAAGUGCUCUGUUGAUGUUCAUAUACCGUAUCUUGCUUUGUGUCAUAUAGUUAGUGCUUUUUCUCUUCAGUAUCUGUAGAUGUACCUGAGUUCACGUGCAGCUUUCUGCUGACUCCAUCUUUUAUUGUAAAUACCAAGUCAUGAAAGAGUUCACCCCACCCAUCAUUCCCUUCAAGACUGCAGCUUCAGGUGGCUUCAGAACCCCUGUAGCUGCAGUUUAUUCACUCAAAAUAUCAGACGAAAGAACACUCUGCUUCUGGCAAACCCAACAAUUUAUCAUAUACGACCUAUAUAGAAACUCUAACGCCAUACUUCCCUUCCAUCUUUGUCUCUGGAAAGCUACAGAUGUUGAUGCAGGAAACAAUCAGGGAAACUUAUUCCAUGUAGCACCACUGUUACCUAGCAACAGUAGCGUCAUGCCGGACCGCAUCUUGAAUCACUGACUGCAUAAAAUGGACCGAACCUGAGAAUUUCUAAGACAUAAAUAGAUACAGAUUUAAAAGAAGAGAUCAGAUGUGAUAUUUAUUUUUUGUUUAUUUUUGCAUCAUCCAAAAGUGAGAGUCGUUCUGGUUAUUUAUUUAUUGGUUGUGCUAUUUAUUACCCUCAAGGUUACAGAGGGACAAGUGAUCCUCAAAUGUACACACGUAUAUGUGUGUGAAUGUGAGUGUGUUGAUCCACAUAGUCCCUCCGAGUCCCCCACCCCACCCUACUCUCUCCCCCUGGAGUCUUGUAGCCUGUAGACCUGAGAUGGUUGAGUGCUCCUCUAGUGUCAGUCACUGUUCAUCAUGCAUGUGCUUGUUUGUAAAUACACCAAAUAAAAUGACCAGUAUGA
Molecule: messenger RNA, 7412 nt
Organism: Synchiropus splendidus (mandarinfish)
Lineage: Eukaryota; Metazoa; Chordata; Actinopteri; Syngnathiformes; Callionymidae
Gene: rusc1
Product: RUN and SH3 domain containing 1
Exons: 12
Coding region: 248-5641 (1797 amino acids)
Cellular component (GO): cytoplasmic vesicle
Molecular function (GO): protein binding
Source: RefSeq, a predicted model, not a curated record